AUUCAAUAGAUUACUGAGAUAACAUAAUAAACAGAAAAGAUGAUAAUUUGCAACAACUACUCUUCCAGACUUCCACCUGACUCACUUCUACUGUCACUCCAGGAAUUGGCCAAGUGAAACCACUUCCUAAAGCGUAGUAUAGUGGGUUUGGGUUUAAAUGUCAACCCAGGUCCUAGAUUUGAUGACUACUCAGUGAAUUCUUGUUAUCUAGCAAUGAAACUUUAAUGCAAGCCUAAACUACCAAACAAACAAAGCAAGUAAACUAUUGUAUUCAGGUUAAGAGAGGUCACCCGGAUAUGGUUCCCCCUAGACUGCAGUUAAGCCGGAUUGUAAUCACCAAGUUCAGUUUCUAUGAUGGUUAUACUGCGGAAGGUUCUGAAACAGCCUGAAGUCUCGACUAAAGGUCUUCAGACCCUCUCAAUCUGAGUCUCUAGCAGGCGACUAACCUCCACCGGAGUAAACAGAUUGAGGCCCUAUGAACAAAACCUCCUUUACCGAAGUGAAUAUGGUACAGAAUAGUGAGUUGGCUCCUCGACUAAAGUCACCAACUCCCUACCUUCAAUCAAGGAUGCUCUAUCAACCUAGGCAGAUAUUCUCAUUCUAGGUUAAAGCAGAAACAACAGGAAUUUGAUCAGGAUUCAAGUCAUUCAAUCAUUCAAACCUCAAUCGAAUAUAAUCAAAUCAUAGAAUCAGUACUUGGGUUCAUACAAUCAAACCUAACAUACAAAUCUAGGGUUCUCCAUACCCAGAUGAAUGGAAGAACUACUCCAUGGAGAAAGAAGCAAAAGCAGAAUCAGACGCGGAAUUCAUACUGUGAAGGAUGGAUUCCUGCUCCUGGACGUUGAUCGGCACUUCUCCAAGCUCAAGCUGGCCUCCAAUGGUGAUGAAGAUCAGGCUAGGGCACUUGGAGACUCUUGUUCGUCACUUUCUCUCUCUAGGGCACUUGGCGGACACGGCCGUGCUUUCAGCCCGUGUUUGCAGCUUGAAUUUGCCAAACUCAAUUAGCAAUCAGCAGUAAAAGCAAGGCCACAGAACACGGCCGUGUUCUGUUUUAGGUGUGCCCGUGUUUUGGCUCCAGCUCGACGAAAUGACUUUCGAAUGCCCCGAAACUCGUGCUUAGCCUUUCCUUUGAUGCCUGGGACCUGAAAUAUGACAAAGUAGCACAACCCGGCGUAAAAUAUGCCAAAAAUACACGACUAUGCCCCUCAAACGGAUAAGAACUAGGGGUGCAAAUAUGUGCAAUUACAUCGUUAUCAAAUUCCCCCACACUUAACCGUUUGCUUGUCCCCAAGCAAACCUAACUCAAACAAAUGCAACUCUCCAGACCUCUAUAGCAACAAACAACCCAGAUCGUAGGUAGAGGACUUCCUAGAUCAUUUAGCAACUUACGAGGUCAACCGACGCACAAGUCAUCUCAUAGCUUCUUCGGCGAGAACACUAGUAUCGAGUCGGCAUCAUGGCAAAUAGUGAACAGAGGACAAAUGAAUUGUGGAUGAAGAGAUUCUCAAAAACAAAGGAUCAUGGACUCA
This is a messenger RNA of Linum trigynum, 1529 nucleotides long. NCBI's taxonomy places the organism in Eukaryota, Viridiplantae, Streptophyta, Magnoliopsida, Malpighiales, Linaceae. The record is from the annotation of a GenBank genome assembly.